This is a messenger RNA of Daldinia decipiens, 616 nucleotides long. RefSeq lists its product as uncharacterized. NCBI's taxonomy places the organism in Eukaryota, Fungi, Ascomycota, Sordariomycetes, Xylariales, Hypoxylaceae. The transcript is spliced from 4 exons. Gene Ontology annotation, biological process: mitochondrial respiratory chain complex IV assembly. Bases 125 to 358 code for a protein of 77 amino acids. The record is from RefSeq and is a predicted model, not a curated record. Gene Ontology annotation, cellular component: mitochondrial intermembrane space.
UACCGCUCUCUAGCGUAAUUUGGUUCUUUAAUUCGCAACACCGAACCGCGCGACUUAGCAACUGUAAGAUAUAUUUUAAGAACCGUCUUAGAUUCGCUCCAUACGGAAUAAAGUGUUGCAAAUAAUGUCCAAGGACGAAAGCACAAGCCAGCAGACCACUGCUGCUCAAGAUGAUGACGAGCCAGAUGAGUGGGAUAAGAGGAUAUUUAGUACGGGAUGUGCAGAUGAGAAUGCCAAGUUGACCGACUGCUACUAUGAAAAGAAGGAUUGGCGAGCUUGUAAAAAGGAGAUGGAGAUUUUCAAGGCUUGCUGGAAGAAACAUAAUAACGAUCAGAGGACGUCGAUGAAGGAUGCAUGACUGCUCAAGUCAAGUUUACUGAGAUACCGUCUAAAUCGAGAGGGAACAAUCACUAUUUGUAAGAAUACGGGGGGUGGAGGACAGAGAGUUUGAGGUAUUAAUAUUACACCAAUCCCGCUCUUAGAGUCAUACGUCUAGUUGAUGUUGUAUUAUACUAGAGACCAGAAACCAGAGACCAGAGACCAGGUAGGAAUUAUAACGCUGGUUGCGCUGUUUCGCCAGGUCGUAGGUCGUAGGCUGUACCUAGGCCAAAGGCGC